Pterocles gutturalis (yellow-throated sandgrouse) is the source of this 1019-nucleotide messenger RNA. RefSeq names its product succinyl-CoA ligase subunit alpha, mitochondrial. Gene Ontology annotation, cellular component: succinate-CoA ligase complex (ADP-forming); mitochondrion. Lineage: Eukaryota; Metazoa; Chordata; Aves; Pterocliformes; Pteroclidae. The record is from RefSeq and is a predicted model, not a curated record. The annotation marks the transcript as partial. Gene Ontology annotation, biological process: tricarboxylic acid cycle. The transcript is spliced from 3 exons. Gene Ontology annotation, molecular function: succinate-CoA ligase (GDP-forming) activity; succinate-CoA ligase (ADP-forming) activity.
UCAGGGAUUGGAGGUGAUCCCUUCAAUGGAACUAAUUUUAUUGACUGCCUUGAUGUCUUCCUGAAGGAUCCUCAUACUGAGGGUAUCAUAUUGAUUGGGGAAAUUGGAGGAAAUGCUGAAGAAGAUGCAGCAGCAUUCUUGAAAGAACAUAAUAGUGGUCCAAAUGCCAAGCCAGUAGUGUCUUUCAUAGCUGGUCUGACUGCUCCUCCAGGCAGGCGGAUGGGUCACGCUGGAGCAAUCAUUGCUGGGGGAAAGGGUGGAGCUAAAGAGAAGAUAGCUGCUCUUCAGAGUGCUGGUGUUGUUGUCAGUAUGUCUCCUGCUCAGCUAGGUAGCACCAUCUACAAGGAGUUUGAGAAAAGGAAAUUGCUGUAAGAGAAGACACUUUGAAAUACUGCCUCCAGAACAUCAGUGCAGCACCUGGCUUCCGCUUACCUUUUGUCUGCUGAUCUUCAGUUGCCCAAAUGACUGACACCGGUUGACUUGAAAGCCAUAAACCUCCUGGCUAAACCUGUUUUGAUGUCUCCGUGGUUCAGACAUUAUUGCCUCAUUGUAAAUCACAGCAAAUUAAUAAAUCUACUACUAAAUCUGAUCCAUCUUUUGAAUUCCUGAAGCAGAGCCGUUUCUUCAGCCGUCGUAAACAAAAUAAUCAGCCUUGAAGGUCUGAAUCUUUUGUAACUUAAGCACUGCCCAUUUUGAGGUCAAGUCGCUUAUAGAGAUGCUUUUAAGGAUCAAGGCACUGACUUUAUGCAUAUAUCACACUUUGCUUUAUUUUUGAAAAAUCCAGUCUUGUUUGUUGCUGGCAAGUAUGUUUGAACUUUAGGCCAAAGUUUCCGUCCAUUAAACCAAAGCUGCUGGAUCUGAAGGGGUUGCUUGUUGAUCCAUGUAGCUGGAUAUGCCUGAAGUCCAGGCUUUCUUUUUCAAGGCUCAGCUGUGCACAGUGUAGUCCUCUACUGGCAGGGAAUUGUUUGUUGUAUGGAGAGAUGGAAUUUUUAUUUACAAAAAUGAAUCUAAGUUCCCAU